Molecule: messenger RNA, 3422 nt
Organism: Armigeres subalbatus
Lineage: Eukaryota; Metazoa; Arthropoda; Insecta; Diptera; Culicidae
Product: histone deacetylase HDAC1
Exons: 6
Coding region: 170-1633 (487 amino acids)
Biological process (GO): negative regulation of transcription by RNA polymerase II
Cellular component (GO): nucleus; NuRD complex
Molecular function (GO): histone deacetylase activity
Source: RefSeq, a predicted model, not a curated record
UCAUCAUUCAUUCAUCGCGUAGCAGUGAGCGAAAACGGUGGGAAGUGUGUUGUGUUGCUGUUGCUGCUGCUGAAAGAAGCAUAAACAAAAAGUGCAUUAUUUUGAAAGCGGUCUCUAGUUUAGUGGGUUUACUAGCGUGUUGUGAUUCCCUAAAGAAACAGUUCGAAAAAUGCAGUCGCAUAGCAAGAAACGGGUUUGCUAUUACUACGACAGUGACAUCGGCAACUACUACUAUGGCCAGGGACAUCCGAUGAAGCCGCACCGCAUACGUAUGACGCACAACCUGCUGCUCAAUUAUGGUCUCUACCGGAAGAUGGAAAUCUAUAGACCACACAAAGCCACUGCCGACGAAAUGACGAAGUUCCACUCAGAUGACUACAUUCGGUUCCUGCGUUCGAUCCGUCCUGACAACAUGUCCGAGUACAACAAGCAGAUGCAGAGAUUUAACGUCGGCGAGGAUUGCCCGGUGUUUGACGGACUGUACGAAUUCUGCCAGCUGUCGGCCGGUGGAUCGGUGGCAGCUGCCGUGAAGCUCAAUAAACAGGCAUCGGAAAUUUGCAUCAACUGGGGCGGUGGAUUGCAUCACGCGAAAAAAUCCGAAGCUUCCGGAUUCUGCUACGUGAACGACAUCGUGUUAGGUAUUUUGGAACUUCUAAAAUACCACCAGCGGGUGCUGUACAUCGAUAUCGAUGUGCAUCAUGGGGACGGCGUGGAGGAGGCGUUCUACACCACGGACCGCGUGAUGACGGUGAGCUUCCACAAAUACGGAGAGUACUUCCCAGGAACGGGUGACCUGAGGGACAUCGGAGCCGGACGGGGCAAGUACUACGCCGUGAAUAUUCCUUUGAGGGACGGAAUGGACGACGAGUCGUACGAAUCGAUCUUUGUGCCGAUCAUUUCGAAGGUUAUGGAAACCUUCCAACCUUCGGCGGUGGUGCUCCAGUGUGGUGCCGAUUCCCUCACCGGUGAUCGUCUCGGCUGUUUCAACCUUACAGUCAAGGGCCACGGCAAAUGUGUAGAAUUUGUUAAAAAAUACAAUCUUCCUUUCCUGAUGGUGGGCGGCGGUGGCUAUACCAUCCGCAACGUGUCCCGCUGCUGGACCUACGAAACUUCCGUCGCACUCGGUUCCGAGAUUGCGAAUGAACUGCCGUACAACGACUACUUCGAGUACUUUGGACCGGACUUCAAACUGCACAUUAGCCCCAGUAAUAUGAGCAACCAGAACACGACAGAAUACCUGGAGAAGAUCAAGAAUCGGUUGUUCGAAAACUUGCGCAUGUUGCCACACGCGCCGGGCGUGCAGGUGCAAGCCAUCCCGGAGGAUGCUGUGAACGAGGAAAGCGACGAUGAAGAUAAAGUCGACAAGGACGAGCGGUUGCCCCAGGCGGACAAGGACAAACGGAUAGUACCGGAUAAUGAAUUCUCCGACUCGGAAGACGAGGGCGAGGGCGGUCGAAGGGACAACCGAUCGUACAAAGCUGGUGCCCGAAAACGGCCGCGGCUUGACAAGGACGCCAAGUCGGAAGACAUGAAGGACGAUGCUGAAGUGAAAGCCGAAACAACGGGUGAUAAAGAGGAGGUCAAAGCCGGUGGUGAGGAAUCGUCAAAGAAGGAAACGACCGCCGUUGCAUGAUCGGCGCUGGCCGCGUACCGGAAAUAGCCCGCCACUAGCAUAAUGAAACAGUGAUUUUUCCGCGCGCCGCCAGAACACAAUGAAUGGCAUGAGACACAAAACUAACACAGCCACGCAUAACAGAAAACGGAAGCAUCCACACAAGCGUACACAUUCGAGACGACAGUAGGCUCGACCCUGUUCUGAUGUUAGUCUGUAAGGGCAAGUUUAUGUUCAUCACUUCUUAGACAAAGCGAUAGUUUUUAAUCUAUUCUGUUUUUUAACGACUGUGACGAAAAUAAGAUGGACUCUUAUUGAUUUAAACGUUUCUAUCACUUCUGCAACUAUAUUUAAAAAUGUAAGAAAACAAAUAAAGUGGCAGAAAACAAACAGAGCGAUGUCAGGUCAAAUCAAUCAUUUGUGGCAAUUUGUUCAGUUUUUGUGUGUCCUCUUAUUACUGACAUCAAGUUUUUUUUAUCAUUUUUUUAAAAUAAUAAAUUGUUCUUUGAACAAAUUUAUUGUUAAAUAUUUCUCCAAAAUGGAUCUUUUUAUUUGUAACAAUUCACCUUAUUGUCGAAAAAUUAACAAAAAAAUUAUUUAACUCUUUUUUUAGUGGAAUGUUUUCACUGUCAUAAGAUGAGUGUAGCACAAUUCCAUUUAAUUCCACCACCUCGAAAUACUUAUACAUAUACGUAUUUCGACCUCAACUGUAAGGUCGUCAUCAGUGUCUCGUACUUGACUCGAAUAGUCGUCAAGGCAUGUUGUUCAUUCCAAUAAUGUUGAAAAUAUUUAAAAUUGACGAUCCUAUUACGCUAAUUACUUGGCCGUACCGAGUUUCUUGGUUUGCAAUACAUGAUUAACAUCUGUCACCCACAUACCGUGGGCAUCAUUAGGUUUCUAAUGAUGUUCCUAUAUACAAUUUUCAAUUAGUUGGAAUGCUACUGCGUAAAAAGGCUGUAGCAAGUAUGCUUCACAAGUGGUUCCUUUUUUUUAGCAAGAAUCUGUAGGUAUUUUAUUCGUUGAUUUGAUCUGUAUUGACUCUGGAAGCAAAGUAUAAAAAAAAAUCCGACGUUCCUGUCACCGUGUUCGAACGAAGGAAAAUUAUUAGCCGGUAUUAUAGUUAGGAUUCAAAUUUGCCUAAAACCAAUAAUUGGACUUGUUUUCUCCGUAUUAAAGCUACAAUUUCAGCGUAUUUAAACCCCUGCCUGGUCAAUCUACAUUUAGACACAAACUAACAGAUCACAGCCGGAAAUAGCAAAAUAUAUAAAUCAGAUACAAAUUGCAGAACACAAACCAUGAUACAAAUUAACAUGAUCUCAGGAACGUAACCCACACGUUUUGAACACAAUAACACAUCUUUUGUUUUUCCUCAAUUCAUCCUUUGCUUUGAUAAAUUUCAUCUUAGCUGUUAAGUACAAUCCAGAGAAAGAGAGAUUAAUAUUUAUUCAAUUCACUCAUUUCCAUCCAUAUCCCAUACAAAGAAACUGUGUAAGAUCUUCUUAGUUAGGUCGUCGAAAAAAUUUGCUAUUCACAGAAUGGCUAAAAUAUGUUAAGUUAAAAGAAUAUUAUUCGCACCACUUGAAAAAUAAAAUUAAAACUAAACCGAGGCGCAAGCAAAAUGAUAAAUAUAUAAAUUAAUGAAAUUAGCACUGAACUUAUUAAAUGUAGAGAUAGACAUACAUGAUAGGCUACUACUACAAGUGGAUAAGAAAUAUUUUAUUUCCCAAUCGAUGUAAGAAGAACGAUGAUUAUGAGAUGAGAGCUGAAUAAAUGCUUACAAGAUUAGACAGGUCUUGAGGCAUAAAACAGA